Gaeumannomyces tritici R3-111a-1 is the source of this 540-nucleotide messenger RNA. RefSeq lists its product as hypothetical. NCBI's taxonomy places the organism in Eukaryota, Fungi, Ascomycota, Sordariomycetes, Magnaporthales, Magnaporthaceae. The transcript has 3 exons. The record is from RefSeq and is a predicted model, not a curated record. Bases 1 to 540 code for a protein of 179 amino acids.
AUGGCAGUUUACAAACAGCACAGCGACCAACGAUCGCUUUGGGCUUCAUCUCCGUCCUCAGCUGUCGACUCCGCCUCUCGGAUCACUCUCGACCGCGCGGGUGCCUGGACGGCCGCACAUCAUCUGCAGGACGCCUCGCCCAUCGGGCGAAGAUCGGCCGCGCGCUCAACACCGUCCCGAACGGUCUGGAACGCUGAUGCCAAGUAUUUUUCGAUAUCUAAGAGCAAGAACCCAGUGCCGCGCAAAUAUGAUCGUCAAGACACGUCGCCAAGCCCAAGCUAUCUAUCAGGAGGGAGCCUCCCGGCCACAGCCGUUCAAGAAAUGUCACGCCACGCAGGUUCCCUUGCGGCACCUAUCCCUGGCGUGUCCAUUUUUCGGGAUCUUGGCACCCGUAAGAGGCUGGCUGUGUUUUCAGGUCCCAAGCUGUCGGAGGCGAGACCCGACAGUUCUUCCCGCCCGCCCGCGCCCCCCCAAAAUUGUGGUGUUUCGGGCGGCAGGUGCAAGGGAUGGGGAGCUGGCCACGGAAAUGUGAUAUCAUGA